GAGGGAGCGAGGCAGAAAGUGGGGGCGUCAAAGACGAUAGCUAGCCGAUAUAUAAAGCUUCUUCGGUUCUCCGAUGGCAUCAGUUUUCAUACAUUCUCCGUAUACGACGCGUUAAAAUUAUUUUCAUAAAAGGAUCGCUCCGUUUCUACGUACGCUCGAUCGAAUGAAAAAAUAUGUGCGAUAAGAGCUGCAAGAUAUCGAACGAUUGCAUUUAAACGUCCCAGUCGUUUUCUCGGACGAAGAAGAACAAGAGAAGAACGAUCGAAUAUAAAUAGUGAAAAUAAAAAGAUGAAAGUCUCGCUGUUUUAGCACCGAUUGGAUUCGGUGAACCCGAUCGAAUAUCUUUAUAAUCUUUUAUUUAAUUAAACGGAAAGGGAGAUAAAGGAGGAAUCACGUGUAUAGGUCGAAAUAUCAAUCGGACGAAAAUAUCGUAAUACAUUCGAUUAUUAACGAGACGAGAAUAUUCGCGCGAGUGCCACGGCUACGUCUAACCGAUCGACCGUCAGCCUCCAGCAUCGUUAUGUUCUCGAUCGAAUACAGCAAACAAUUCCUGAGCUACCGUAUACUCAAGUCGAACCGGUUCAAAUACAUCUGACGAUACGGACUCGGACUAAGUGCUAAAAAAAGGGGGUUGCGAAGGGCUGAGAAAGAGUGGCGAGUGCGUGUGUUUUAUGUAUUUUAUGCCGGCAACGACUUUGCGUUCCUACGGUCAGCUCAGAAAUCAAGGAUUCAGGAUUCAAGGGUUCUCGAUAAUCAACAAGACCUGGAAAGUCUUGUAAUCUUCGCGUUCGAUGGAAGUAUACGACUUCCUCGACGAUUAGACCGUAGGACAUAAGGAAGCAAUUCCGUUGGCGUAGAUCCGAGACAAAUUUUUCGAAGGAACGGGGAAUAAUAUCGAUCUAAUUAGCUCGUCGAGAAGGAGAAUGCUUCGUAAUUAGUCCUGAAACGAAAAAGGGGAAAGGAUUGCAGGCUGGUACUUACUUUCCAGGACAAGCAUCCGAAAGAGAUCUUCGAUCGAAGCAGCAAUUAAAACCGAAAUCUGCACGUCUUUGGUAGACCCGACGAGGUUCUUCUUUAAAAGGCAGCAAAGGGGAAAAAGGGGAAAGGGGGGGGAAAAAAAAAAAAAUGAUCGUUUACGUUCCGGGCAGAAUGCCAAGCCACGUUGGUCCCUACGGUGCCGCUCGUUAUCCUGGCACCCUGCUAGGAGCGAUCCCGGGUUUUUACAACCCGGUUUCCGGUUACUCCAACUCGAGCUACUACGGGGGCUUGGGCCAGCAACACCAGCAACACCAGCAUCACCAGCUCCACCAGCAACGCCAAGGAUCGCUAGACCUUCCGGUUUGGCCUCGAAGGAUGCCGGCCGAGGAGGAACUGGGAAACUCUCCGAGCGUCGCUCUGGUCGGCCUCGGUGUAUCCUCUCCUGCUGGACUCGGAAACGGAGGACCGCCGAGUCCUGCCCACAGCGACUCCGACGCUUCCAGUUCUAGUCUCGAGCUAGGUUCCGUUCGGAGGGGUGAAAAUGCCCAACUCAAAUGCAGAUGGCAAAAUUGUGGCCGAUGGUUUACGUCAUUGGAACAACUUGCUGGACAUGUCGCGAGACUGCAUGCAGCGCCUGGUGCUCGAGGAUUGUUUUACUGCGGAUGGGAAGGAUGUGCGAGAGGUGAACGUGGAUUUAAUGCCAGGUACAAGAUGUUGGUCCACGUCCGUACGCAUACGAACGAGAAGCCACAUCAUUGUUUUCAAUGCGACAAGAGCUUCAGCAGGGCGGAGAACCUAAAGAUUCAUGCUAGAUCCCAUACUGGCGAACGACCGUACGUGUGUCCUGUCGAAGGUUGCAAUAAGGCCUAUUCUAAUUCCUCGGACAGAUUCAAACAUACCAGAACCCAUGCCGUCGAUAAACCGUACUGUUGUAAAGUCCCGGGAUGUCCAAAAAGGUACACGGAUCCUUCGUCCCUGAGAAAGCAUGUGAAAACUUACAGGCACUACGUGAACAACAAUGACAAAGUGCAGGAGAAGAAUUUCGAUGAAAAUAGUUUACAGGAUAAAACGAGAUUCGACGCUACGUCACCUGAAAAGCAAAGCAGUACCACCCAUUCCGAGUCUGACAAGAAAGACUCCAGUAUCGAGAGCAGCAAUACCUCUUGCUCGAGCCCAAAGGCGAGCAAUAGCUUCGAGGAGCAGAAAAAUUUUGUCGAAUGGAACAAUAUCUACAAUCUGCAAGAUCAACGGAAGGAACAGGAAUUGGUGCAAAAUUCAUACGGACAGGAAGUAAAAAUUUAUUCCAAGAUUUAUGACGACAGUUACAUAAUACCGGAUAGAAUUCAAGUGAAUCCGAUCUACGGAAAUACGGCUGGUAAUACGAUUAUAAAGGGAUCCGUGAUGUCCCCUCGUACCAGUCCAGGACACGUUCCAGACGCGUUGCCAAUAAGAAUCGGAAUGCAAUCGACACCGAUCAAAGCCACCGAAGAACCUAUCGAAUGUCAAAGCAAAAUAAGCACUGUUGAUUAUAGAAAUAUCGAUUCCAUCGUGAACAGUGCGCCCUGCAAGAAGGAGAGCAAUUCAAUCGUCGGUUGCGAUACUAUAAGAAACUCUGUGAUAAAACGGGCCGAAGACGUUAAGAUGGAAGUGAUCGAGCAAAAGGUAACGAAGGAGGAGACCAAAAAAGACAUGGUGGAGUGCUGCUGCCAUCACAAAUGUUGCGUUCACAACAACGACAAUAUCCUAGAAAAAACCAAAAUACUUUCGGAUCUUAUUCUCAAAUCGCAAAAUCCUCUCUUUCGACAUCUCCUUGGUUCGGUGGAUCUGCAAUAUGGUUUGCAAAAUAUGUGGAGCAAUAUCAUCGACAAUACCAAUACCUGCGGGCAAGAUCUUAGAGUCAAAAAUGAGAAUAUCACCGAAAUAGAACAAGAUCUUCCAUUGGACCUAACAGUCAACAAGUAAUGGUGUAUCUAAAGGAAAUUUCUACAAAAAUUAUCAAAAGACUUAUCUUAAUUUCUCCCUUAAUAGGCCAUCAAAUUGUAACGUAUAUAUAUGUAUGUGUAUUCCCAAGUGUUAAUCCAUUUGAAAUUGACCAAUAUCGAAAGACAAUUUUGAUAGACGAAAAAUGUACUUUGUCUCAAAUUAUAUAUACAUAUAUAUA
Molecule: messenger RNA, 3139 nt
Organism: Vespa velutina
Lineage: Eukaryota; Metazoa; Arthropoda; Insecta; Hymenoptera; Vespidae
Product: zinc finger protein ZIC 1-like
Exons: 4
Coding region: 1126-2940 (604 amino acids)
Biological process (GO): smoothened signaling pathway; regulation of transcription by RNA polymerase II
Cellular component (GO): nucleus
Molecular function (GO): DNA-binding transcription factor activity, RNA polymerase II-specific; RNA polymerase II cis-regulatory region sequence-specific DNA binding; zinc ion binding
Source: RefSeq, a predicted model, not a curated record